UAUUUAUUAAUCUUAUUUAAAAAAUGAGUUAAAUUUAUUUCCAAUUUAAAAAAAAUUAUUAAAAAACAGUGGUGUCACGUACAAUGGAUAAAAUGCGGAAAUUAUUUACUCCUGGACCUCUGGGCAUCAGCAUGCGUGUGAGACAACAAAUGCUUCGAGACAUUGGUUCAAGAGAACCUGAAUUUAUAGAAACGAUCAGGUUUGUUCGUAAAAAGCUGUUGGAAAUUGCCAAUGUGGGAGACGAGGUAUUUACAGUGGUGCCAAUGCAAGGCAGUGGAACAUUUGCACUCGAAAGCGCAUUCACCACUACCAUUCCUCGGAAUGACGGAAAGGUUCUUAUACUUGACAAUGGUUCAUACGGAAAACGACUGAUGAAAAUUUGCCAAACUUCGUCGAUUCAAACUGAGAUAAUGUCAGUUCCCGAAGCACUAAAUUUCAGUAUCGAAGACAUUACCAAAAGAUUGAAAUCAGACCAAUUUUCCCAUCUGGCUAUGGUCCACUGUGAGACGAGUACUGGUGCCAUAAACCCCAUUGAAGAAAUAGGCACUGCAGUGAAGGCAGUCAGUCCAGAUACAAUAUUCAUGGUGGAUUCAAUGAGCGGUUUUGUGGGAAUACCUAUGAAUCUUGAUAACAUAGAUGUGAUGGUAACCAGUACUAAUAAAUGCAUGCAAGGAGCACCUGGCUUUGCAUAUUGUUUUUUGAAAAAAGAGCUACUAAACAGAUGCAAGGGAAAUUCCAGGAGUCUGUCAUUAGAUCUCUUCGAUCAAUAUGAAGCACUCGAGAAGACUGGUCAAUUUAGAUUCACUAUUCCUACUCAUGUAAUGUUGGCGUUUGCAGAAGCAAUAAGAGAACUAGAAGACGAAGGAGGAGUAAUCCAGAGAGCAAAACGAUACAAAGAAAAUGCCGAAAUUCUGCGACGAGAAAUGCAACAGAUGGGAUUCCUUACACUGUUAGAUCACUCAGAUCAUCAGUUGAGCUACAUCAUUACUUCUUUCCACUAUCCGAAGCAUAAGAACUUCAAUUUUGACAUUUUCUACAAUAAGCUAUACGAAAAGGGUUCGGUCAUCUACCCUGGGAAAGUGACUAUCGCAAAUUGUUUCAGAAUUGGUACAAUUGGAGACAUUUGGCCAGAUGACAUUAAUAAGUUAUUGAGCGAUAUCAAAGAAACUAUGCAAGAAAUGGAAAUUGAUUUACCUAUUAAAAAUGUAUAACUGCUAUUUCGUAUUGACUACCUAACUACAGUGA
Molecule: messenger RNA, 1245 nt
Organism: Styela clava
Lineage: Eukaryota; Metazoa; Chordata; Ascidiacea; Stolidobranchia; Styelidae
Product: 2-aminoethylphosphonate--pyruvate transaminase-like
Biological process (GO): organic phosphonate catabolic process
Molecular function (GO): 2-aminoethylphosphonate:pyruvate transaminase activity
Source: RefSeq, a predicted model, not a curated record